Molecule: messenger RNA, 1845 nt
Organism: Fusarium subglutinans
Lineage: Eukaryota; Fungi; Ascomycota; Sordariomycetes; Hypocreales; Nectriaceae
Product: Pfs domain protein
Exons: 9
Coding region: 1-1845 (614 amino acids)
Source: RefSeq, a predicted model, not a curated record
AUGUUAGGCCACUCGAAUUCGUUCUCUUCUCUCGCCCUCCUUUCUCUAACUUGGCUGUGCCUCGUUAUUCAAUUCGGUAGUGCUACCGAAGAUGCGAAUCACAAACUGGGACAUAAGCUAUACCAAUUAACAAGCCCAGACUCGUCCGAGCACUGUGUUGAUAUUGUCGCAGUUCAUGGGCUCGAUGGGCACUGGAGGAGGUCCUGGACUGCCAAGAACGAGGUCUUUUGGCUUCAGGAUCUCCUACCUUCGGAAAUUCCCUGCGCCCGAAUAUUUUCUUACAGUCAUGACUCGAGAACUCGUGGGAGUGAGACACCGCUUGACUGGGACGUCUCUGACCAUGCGAAAGCGCUUUUGACUGCUUUAAGUACAGAGCGUCGCUUGACUCAGACUGAGAGGACUCCUAUCUUGUUCAUCGGGCAUAGCCUUGGAGGAAUUAUCCUGAAGGCUGCUCUAGUCAAGGCCGAAUUAGCCCGCGUCGGUCACUUGGAGCAUUUUAAAGCUAUCCAACUCUCAACCUAUGCCGUGAUAUUUUUAGGAACACCGCAUCAGGGAGGGGAAGGUAUUCCGCUUGCCCAGGUCCUUCGGCAGAUAUCAUCCAUUGUCAGCUACACUAACAAGAAGAUUCUGAGCAAAAUGGAGCGAAACUCAGAAUGGCUGCAAGAGCUACAAUCAGAUUACAAUGCUAUUAGUCAGGAAUUUGAGACCAUAUUUUUCUACGAAACUAUCAAGAUGGAUGUAGGAAUCAUGAGCUUGCUUAUCGUGCCAAAACACUCGGCAGUUAUAUCAGGAGCAAGAAAUUCAGAAGAAAUCCCCUUGAUUGCGGAUCAUUCAUCCAUGGCAAAAUUUACAACAAGCGAGGACGACGGUUUCCAAACGCUCGUGAACAAACUGCGCAUAUUUGCCAAUGUUUCCAAACCUAAGAUUGAUGACAAUUGGAAGGAUUGGGAGUGGAGGAAUAGUCCAAGAGUACGCCAGAUGCAGCAGCCAAGACUUAACAAAGGCGGCAAGGAGUUCGCCUUGGGUAUAGUCCCAAGUAUCGCACGGAAUCCACAUUUCACUGGACGCGACGAAUUACUGAAAAGCCUCAAUCAAAAGCUCUCAUCGCCAAUGCACAGUACAAGUCUGAAUCUGGUGGUACUCUAUGGAGCAGGCGGAAUGGGCAAGACGCAGAUUGCUACUGAGUAUAUGCAUAGAUAUCAUGCCGACUAUACGUCACUGUUCUGGAUUGAUGGAUCCCGUAACUACACUGCUGCCACCGAUAUACUUGAUUGCAUCGAAACGCUUCAGCGACACUAUGAGAUUCAUGGUCUACGCGAUAGGCCCUGGUACGGCCACAUCAAAGAAACCUUGGCCAAACGUUUUGAGGGUCUGCGGCUGAAGACACAACAGCCUCCUUCCUCUUCUCUAUCAGAUACCAGCGACCAGUCACUACGGAAGAUGUUCCUGACAUGGCUGUCCUCUGAUGGAAAUUGUGGCUGGCUCAUGAUAAUCGACAACGUCGAUGACCUUGAUAGUUUUGACUUUCGAGAUUGGUUCCCACCAACAUUACGUGGUUCCAUUAUCAUAACUUCUCGCAGGAGAGAUCUUGCUCUCCAUUGGAACUCGAUCGAAGUAGACGAAAUGACUAUUGAAGAAUCAAUCGAGCUUUUGAACGAGACUAGCCACGCUGUUCCCGCUAGUCAUGUUGCACAAGAGUGGAAAGGCUCAUUUGAACUAACACCCGAAACAGUCAUUCGCAAGCAAACAAAUAUACUAUCCCUGGGAAUCCACCAAGAAAACUGUCUGGACAACAUGGGAGAUAUCUUACGAAGCAGUCAGAGAAAGGAGCCCUUUGGCCGCUGA